AUGCCAGGAAAACGCAUCGCGCAGGUCGCAGAGCAGCUCUGCCGGCGCUGCACCGAGAACCAGGCCGUCCUCGUCGUGCGCAGAGACGCGCUCUGUCGGGACUGCUUCGUGAGAUAUGUCCACACAAAGGUCAUCAAGCACAUGGAGUCCUUCCGCGUCCGGCAUGCCGAUCCCAACCGUCAACGGAAGCUGUUACUCGCACUUUCCCUGGGCGCAUCAUCGGUGACUCUCCUGCACAUCCUGGACCACCUGCUCGAGACUCAAACCAGCAAAAGCGGCCGGACUGGAUUCGGACUCAGCGUGCUUUUCGUCGAGACUGCAGGCGACGCUUCUCACCAGGUCCGACUCUCCAAAGUGCGGCAAGCAUACCCAGACUACGACAUAGCAUCCCUGCCACUCCAUGAUGUUUUCCGCUUGGUCCCAGACCAAGAGAGCCUGUCUGGUCUGUUGCCUGGACUUGCGACUGUGCAAGAACUGUCUCCCGCGGACAAGCUUGCAAAGUUGUUUGGCUCACUCACCUCUGCUACAGCGCGUGCAGACGUUGCUGCCACGCUCAGGACAAGGCUCGUCGUGGAAUACGCCAGAUCGUCUGGUUGCGAGGUCGUGCUCUGGGGUGAUAGCACGACAAAACUCGCCGAGAAGACACUAGCUGAGACAGCCAAAGGACGCGGAUUUUCUCUUCCAUGGCAUGUGGCAGACGGCGAGACCCCCUUUGGUUUGGCUUUCAACUACCCCCUUCGAGACCUGCUCAAGAAGGAACUGGUCGCGUACGUGGAAAUAGUCGGCAGCCCCCUUCCCUCAUUAGUGCUUGACUCCGCGCCAACACAAGCUUCCAUGAGCUCCAAGAACACUACCAUCGACGACCUGAUGAAGCAAUACUUCGAAUCAGUCGAGGAGAACUUCCCCAGCAUCGUUUCGAACGUUGUCAGGACAACAGGGAAAUUGACAGCUACCUCGAAUACGAAUGAUGCAUCCGUUUGCGAUCUCUGCAGCAUGCCCGUAAGCGACGGCCGCUUUGGCAUCCACGGAUGGGGAGGCGAUCAGCAUGGUAUUGCUGACCCGGUUAGAGCAAGUAGCGGGAGGCGCCUGUGCUACGGCUGUACCCGCUCUAUCCCAUCUACUACUAAUCCUUCGAAUGUAGUUGCGUGA
Paraphaeosphaeria sporulosa is the source of this 1149-nucleotide messenger RNA. RefSeq names its product cytoplasmic tRNA 2-thiolation protein 2. The record is from RefSeq and is a predicted model, not a curated record. Lineage: Eukaryota; Fungi; Ascomycota; Dothideomycetes; Pleosporales; Didymosphaeriaceae. Gene Ontology annotation, biological process: tRNA wobble position uridine thiolation. The coding region runs from base 1 to 1149 and encodes 382 amino acids. The transcript has 2 exons. Gene Ontology annotation, cellular component: cytosol. Gene Ontology annotation, molecular function: tRNA binding; sulfurtransferase activity.